CAGAUGACCAGAAAAACGACGGCUUUAAUUGUGGCAGUCGACUCAGACCAAGGUCAGCUUUCGUCCUGCCGAGCAUGUCCACCUGAUCCUGCGCACAAUUGCCUAGUGUCAGACGAUCAUUCAAUCUAUCGGGCAGCAUACUCAGCCUGACUACUAGCGCUUCGGGUCUUGGUCAUGUUCUAGGACGAUACACACGAUCCGACUGUGUCCAGCGACAAGCAGGACACUCGCAACAUAGCCUUUUCGAUGUCCGAGAUCUGUGUGAUUCCUGGCGGCUCCGCCUUUUCCGACUUUCGUCGCCAGGCUCUGGCCGCACAGAUUGGGGUGAAAGAUGUUCAAGGACAAUACGUUCACUAUGUUGAACUGGUCAACGACCUUGACUCAGAGCACCGUACCCUAUUAGAAAAGCUACUGACCAACGUCCUCCAAAACAAUGGCCUCGAAAGACAUGAUGGCUUAUCCCAAACCUUUUAUGUCUUGCCUAGACCAGGCACUAUUUCACCUUGGAGUACAAAGGCAACCAGUAUUGCCCAUGUUUGUGGGCUACGACAUAGCGUUCGUAGGAUCGAGCGCGGCAUCAAACUCAUCAUCAAUUUAGAAGAUGACAAGACGUUGGAUGUGGCCGCCUUGAAUAUUCUUCACGACCGAAUGACUGAAACAAUCUCUGAAGGUGAGCCAGAUCUCGACAUGCUUUUCCUACACCAGGAAGCCGGUACGUUGGGAACAUACGACCUCUACAAGGAUGGCAAAUCACCUACGGAGGUCCUGGAACAACUGAAUAAGGAUCUUGGCCUGGCUUUGGACCCUUCAGAAAUACAUUAUCUCGCCGAGGCAUAUGCCAAAGAUGGGUCUGUUCCGCGAAAUCCGACAGACGUCGAACUUUUCAUGUUUGCUCAAGUUAAUUCGGAACACUGUCGACACAAGAUAUUCAAUGCAACAUGGGUCAUCGACGGUCAAACCAAGUUCAAUACACUCUUUGGCAUGAUCCGGAACACCCAUAAGGUGACCAGUGAGGGAACCAUCAGCGCGUACAGUGACAAUGCAGCGGUGCUACAAGGCAGCCAAGGAAGUCAAUGGGCUCCGGAUGAUGUUAACGGGCAGUGGAAAGCUAUCAAGGAAAGAGUUGAUUUCCUGGCCAAGGUUGAGACCCAUAACCAUCCUACCGCUGUCUCGCCCUUUCCAGGUGCAGCGACAGGUUCUGGUGGCGAAAUUCGGGAUGAGGGUGCAACUGGACGUGGCUCAAAACCCAAAGCCGGCCUCACAGGAUUUACCGUCUCUGAUCUACUGAUCCCAGGCCAUCACCAACCAUGGGAGCUUGACUACGGUAAGCCUCAUCACAUAGCUACCAGCUUGGACAUUAUGCUUGAAGGACCUAUUGGUGCAGCAGCUUUCAACAAUGAGUUUGGCCGACCUGCAACUACUGGUUAUUUCAGAACUUUACUCACAGAGAUGAAAACUGGCAAGGAGUCUUCUGAAAUCAGAGGUUAUCAUAAACCCGUCAUGAUUGCUGGUGGCGUGGGCACUGUCCGACCUGAACUUGCCCUGAAGAAUCCUGAUCUUGUCAAGGAGGGUGCAAGGCUGAUCGCACUGGGCGGUCCGGCAAUGCUUGUAGGUCUAGGUGGUGGUGCAGCAUCUAGCAUGGGCUCUGGUGAGGGAUCUGCGGAUCUGGACUUUGCCAGUGUCCAACGAGGAAAUCCAGAGAUGCAGAGACGAGCACAAGAGGUCAUCAACGCUUGUGCAGCCCUUGGCCCGGAAAGGAACCCAAUCCUUUUCAUCCACGACGUUGGUGCUGGUGGACUUUCCAACGCUCUGCCAGAGUUGGCAAAGGAUUCGGGACUUGGUGCGCAGUUCGAACUUCGUGAAGUCGACUGCGCGGACAAUAGCAUGAGCCCUCUUCAGAUCUGGUGUUGUGAGGCUCAAGAGCGAUAUGUCCUAGCCGUCAAUCCGGAUGACAUGAACAAAUUCAGAUCGAUCGCAAACCGAGAACGAUCGACGAUAUCUGUCGUAGGCCAUGCCACCAACGAGCAGGCACUGAAGCUCACCGACCGCAACAACCCUUCAAAUCAUGGUCACCAGGAUCCUAUCGAUCUGCCAAUGGAUGUACUCUUUGGCAAGCCCCCCAAGAUGACCCGCACAGUGACAUCUAGAAAGGUCGACCUACCAGCAUUCGAUACCAGCCUGAGCAUGUAUGUUCCGCAAGCAUCUACCCACGGGUUACUCGAAGAAGCCAUCGACCGCGUGCUGCAAAUGCCCGCUGUCGGCUCAAAGUCUUUUCUCAUCACCAUCGGCGAUCGUACUGUCGGUGGCUUGACCGCUAGAGACCAAAUGGUCGGCCCCUGGCAAAUUCCCGUGGCGGACGUCUCCGUGACGGCCACCUCACUUACAUCUGACAUCAAGACUGGCGAGGCCAUGGCAAUGGGCGAACGACCGACACUCGCCCUCAUCUCCUCUACUGCGUCGGCCCGCAUGGCUGUCGCUGAGUCCCUGAUGAACCUGACGGCGGCAGAUCUACCCGAUCGCCUGCAUCAAGUCAAACUCUCCGCAAACUGGAUGUCGGCAGCCUCGCAUCCUGGCGAAGGUGCAGCGAUCUACGAAGCCGUGGAGACAUUGGGCAUGGACCUGUGCCCACAGCUCGGCAUCGCCAUUCCCGUCGGCAAAGACUCUAUGUCCAUGAAGAUGAAAUGGCAAGACAAGGACACCAACGAGGCCAAAGAAGUCACUGCCCCGCUGACUGUCGUGAUAUCCGCAUUCGCACCGGUCCUCGACAUCAAGAAGACAUGGACGCCACAACUGAAGCGGUACAACGAAGUCGGCGAGUCGACGCUCUUCUUCGUCGACCUGGGUCUCGCACACCGUGCCAUGGGCGGUUCCAUCCUGGCCCAAUCCUUCAAGCAGAUCGGAGAUGAAUCUCCCGACAUCCGCUCCGUCAACCUCUUCAAGGACUUCUUCGACGCGACUCAGCAGCUCCACGAACAAGACCUGGUACUGGCCUAUCACGACCGCAGCGACGGCGGUCUCUUCACCACCCUCGCAGAAAUGUCGUUCGCCGGUCGCUGCGGCAUCGAACUCAUGAUCAACGACAUCUGCCCCACGCCAAACACGCCGGACGUCGUCUCGUGCCUGUUCAACGAAGAACUCGGCGCCGUCUUCCAAGUCCGCAAGGCCGACGAGAACAAGUUCAAAGCAUGCUUCGCCACCUGCGGCCCUCCUCCAGGACUGAUCCACAAGAUCGGCCGCGUCUCCACGAAGUCGAGUUCCCAAAACAUGGCAAUCUACCACGGCGGCAAGCUGAUCUACCGCGGCGCCCGAGCAGAACUGCAACAAAAGUGGUCAAACACCUCCUACUGGAUGCAAAGACUUCGAGACAACCCGGGGUGCGCGGACGCCGAGUACGCCAACAUCGGCAACGACUCCGACCCCGGUCUAUCGUACAACCUGACCUACAACCCCAAGGAGAACAUCAACAGCUACAAGACGAGCCUGCUCAGCAUCGUCCGCCCCACCACGCGGCCGCGCGUCGCCAUCCUGCGCGACCAGGGGACCAACGGCCACGCCGAGAUGGCCUUUGCCUUUGACGCCGCCGGCUUCACGGCGGUGGACGUGCACAUGAGCGACAUCCUCGACCCCAAAUCCCACCAGACGCACCUGGGCCUGGAGCACGACCUCGGCGGCUUCACGGGCCUCGCGCUCGCCGGCGGGUUCAGCUUCGGCGACUGCCUGGGCGCCGGCCAGGGCUGGGCCAAGAGCAUCCUCUUCCACCCGGACGCGCGGCGCAAGUUCCGGGCCUUUUUCGAGCGCCGCGACACCUUCACCCUGGGCGUGUGCAACGGGUGCCAGGUCCUGAGCAAGCUCAAGGAGCUCAUCCCCGGCGCCCGCCACUGGCCCAGCUUCGAGCGCAACGAGUCCGAGCAGUACGAGGCCCGCGUGUGCAUGGUGCGCAUCGUCGCCGACGACGGCGGCCUCCCGCCGAGCGUCUUCUUCCACGGCAUGGCCGGCUCGAGCCUGCCCAUCGCCGUCGCCCACGGCGAGGGGCGGGCCUGCUUCGCCGACGCGGACAACGGCAACAGGGCCCUCGACGCGCAGCUGGCGUCCGAAUUCGCGGCGUCGCACCUCGCGCCCAUCCGCUACGUCGACAACCGGUCCCUCGAGCCCACCACCGCGUACCCCGCCAACCCGAACGGGAGCCCCUCGGGCAUCGCGGGCGUCCGGAGCGAGGACGGCCGCGUCCUGGCCUUGAUGCCGCACCCCGAACGGACCAUCCUGCAGGGCGUCGGCAGCUACAUCCCCGACGGCAAGAGCACCGAAUGGGGCGAGUACGGUCCCUGGGCCAGACUCUUCCAGAGUGCGAGAAGAUGGGUAGGGUGAGAGUAGAGAGGGUUUGGGAAGAAGGAAUUCCCAGGUCUUGUUUUUCAGUUCCAUCAUUUGUUCCGGUUACUUUGAUGAUGGUUUUUGUGCGCCCGUGCUGCCUGUCGAGGGGUCAGUUCUUUUGAAAUUCUAGAUCAAAUCAAAUUGAUAGCAAAAGAUAAUAGAGGUAUUGAGCCACGAGGCUGAUGAGUUUACGGACGUGGCAUUUAAUAAAAG
Molecule: messenger RNA, 4581 nt
Organism: Exophiala oligosperma
Lineage: Eukaryota; Fungi; Ascomycota; Eurotiomycetes; Chaetothyriales; Herpotrichiellaceae
Product: phosphoribosylformylglycinamidine synthase
Exons: 1
Coding region: 247-4365 (1372 amino acids)
Biological process (GO): 'de novo' IMP biosynthetic process
Molecular function (GO): phosphoribosylformylglycinamidine synthase activity
Source: RefSeq, a predicted model, not a curated record